AUGAGAGGCAACUCGUCCCCCCCUGCAUCUGCGCAGCUCUGCUACGAGAACGUGACCGGGUCCUGUGUGAAAACUCCCUACUCGCCAGGACCCCGCCUGAUUCUCUACACAGUGUUUGCCUCUGGGGCUGUGCUGGCCGUGUUUGGAAACCUCCUGGUGAUGACUUCAAUCCUUCACUUCAAGCAGCUGCACUCUCCAACCAACCUCCUCAUCGCCUCCCUGGCCUGUGCUGACUUUCUGGUGGGGGUGGCCCUGAUGCCCUUCAGCAUGGUCAGGUCGGUGGAGAGCUGCUGGUACUUUGGGGAACGAAGCUUCUGUACUUUCCACACGUGCUGCGAUGCCGCAUUCUGUUACUCUUCUCUCUUCCAUUUGUGCUUCAUCUCCAUCGACAGGUACAUUGCUGUUACUGACCCUCUGGUCUAUCCUACCAAGUUCACGGUGUCUGUGUCAGGGAUAUGCAUUGGCGUUUCCUGGAUCCUGCCCCUGGCCUACAGCGGGGCCGUGUUCUAUACAGGUGCCUAUGACGACGGGCUGGAGGAAUUAUCUAGUGCCCUCAACUGUGUAGGGGGUUGUCAAGUUGUUGUAAAUCAAGACUGGGUGUUGAUAGAUUUCCUACUCUUCUUUAUACCUACCAUUGUGAUGAUCAUUCUCUACAGCAAUAUUUUUCUUGUGGCUAGAAAACAGGCUAAAAGGAUUGAAACUAUUGGUGGCAAAACAGAAUCAUCCUCAAACAGUUAUAAAUCCAGAGUGGCCAAGAGAGAGAGAAAAGCAGCUAAAACCCUGGGUAUCACGGUGAUAGCAUUUAUGAUUUCGUGGUUACCUUAUAGCAUCGACUCAGUGAUUGAUGCCUUUGUGGGCUUCAUAACCCCUGCCUAUAUUUAUGAGAUUUGCUGUUGGUGUGCUUAUUAUAACUCAGCCAUGAACCCUUUGAUUUAUGCUUUAUUUUACCCAUGGUUUAGGAAAGCCAUAAGACUUAUUGUGAAUGGGCAGAUUUUCAAGGACAAUUCAUCAUCUGUGAAUUUGUUCUCUGAACAAAUAUAA
This is a messenger RNA of Rhinolophus ferrumequinum (greater horseshoe bat), 1041 nucleotides long. RefSeq names its product trace amine-associated receptor 6-like. Gene Ontology annotation, molecular function: trace-amine receptor activity. Lineage: Eukaryota; Metazoa; Chordata; Mammalia; Chiroptera; Rhinolophidae. Gene Ontology annotation, biological process: G protein-coupled receptor signaling pathway. The record is from RefSeq and is a predicted model, not a curated record. Gene Ontology annotation, cellular component: membrane.